AGCGGGGCCUCAGUGCUGCAGCGAGGACAAUUGAAGGUCUGCGGCGGCCUCAAUUGAAGGUCUGCCCAGCGCGAGCAGUCUUUAACCACAUCAGCCGUACAAAGGCACGCAGCAGCGGUCGAAACCAUGCUCCGCAUCGUCGGGUUAGCCGCGGGUGCUGCAGCCCUCGUGGGCCCCGGCGCGCAGACGGCGCGCGCGCCCGCGCUGCAGGCCAAGAACGUCCUCUUCGGCGACGAGUCACGAGCGCAGCUCGUCGCCGGCAUCAACGCCGUCGCCGACGCCGUCAAGGUCACGCUCGGCCCGAAAGGUCGCAACGUCGUUUUGGAGCGAGCCUACGGCGCCCCCGAGAUUGUCAAUGAUGGCGUGACCAUCGCGCGGGACAUCGACCUCCCGGAACCGGCGAUGAACAUCGGCGCGAAACUUAUUCAAGAGGUCGCCGGCAAGUCCGACAGCAAAGCGGGCGACGGGACGACGACCACAACUUUGAUGACGCAAGAGCUCGUGAACCAGGGCAUGAAGGCCGUCUCGUCUGGAUCGAACCCCGUCGCGCUGAGACGGGGCAUCAGCCACGUGACGAACAUUUUGAUCGAGAAGUGCCGCGAGUUGUCCGUGCCCCUGAAAGGCAACGACGACAUCCUCAACAUCGCGACCAUCUCCACGAGCGGCAACGCCUUCAUGGGCGGCGUCAUCGCCAAGGCCUACGAGAAGGUCGGGACCACUGGUAGUACGACGCUCGAGGAGUCCCAGACGCUGAACGAUGAAGUGGAAUUCACGGAGGGCCUGACCAUCGACCGAGGCUACGUAAGCCCGUACUUCGUGAACGACCAGGAGCGCCAGUUUGGCUCCGGCGUCCGUAGUUGUGUGACGUCGUCGACCGAAUCGCCUCGAAAUCCAAAGAAAAACCACCCACUUCCAUCGUUCCUGGAGACGACGUCGCCCGACCCUCCUUCAUCGCGCCACGACCGCGUUUGCGCGCAGGCUCUGCGAGCUCAUGGACCCGAAGAUCCUCGUGACCGACAACAAGAUCGAGAACGUCAACGACCUGAUCCCGCUGCUCGAGGUCCGCGACAGCGUCCGACGCCUUCCAUUCACUUCGUCUCCACGAGACGAGGCGCUGGAUGGUCUUUUUUUCGAUGGCGUCUUCGCGAGAGCGGGUCGCGGCGAUGGCGUCGACGAGAGCGUCCGCGCGCCUCGCGAGCGAGCCGCGGGCGCCGACCUCGUCGUCGAGAGCUGCCGAGAGGUCUCGAGGCGCGAGCGCGACCGUCGCGUCGAUGGCGUCGACGCGAGACGCAACACCCACGCAGGGCAUGGUCAAGACCAAGGAGAAGCUCGUCAUCAUCGCCGAGGACGUGGUAGGAGAAGCUUUAUCAGCCUUAGUGGUCAACAAGAUGCGCGGCGUGCUUGAUAUUUGCGCGAUGAAGGCGCCGGGCUUUGGCGUCAGAAGGAAAGAUUUACUCCAGGACAUCGCCAUCGCCACUGGUGCCACUUAUGUGGCCCAAGAGGUCGGUGUCUCAUUGGAAACGGUCACUCCGGAAAUGCUCGGCACGUGCGAGCGCAUGGUGAUUGGGAAAGAAGAAACGACCAUCGUCACCGACGGCAAGCAGGCCGAGGCCAUGGAGAAGCGCAUCCAGCAGAUCCGGACCGAGGCCGAGAACACCGACAGCCAGUUCGACAAGGAGAAGGCGGAGGAGAGAGUCGCUGCCUUAGGUGGAGGUAUUGCGCGCAUCAAAGUGGGUGCUGCUACCGAGACGGAGCUCAAGGACAAGAAGCUGCGGUACGAAGAUGCCUUGAACGCGGUCAAGAGCGCGCUCAAGACGGGAAUUCUUCCCGGUGGUGGAAGUACGUUAGCCUACUUGCUACGCUUCGAAAAUGAAAUUUGCGACGCGAUUGAAGACGAAGAUGAAAAGCGGGGCGCGAAGAUCGUCUUCAAUUCAUUAAGUGCGCCCGUCUGUCAGAUCGCGAAGAACUGCGGCAUCGAGGGCCAGAUCGUCCUGUCGAAGGUCAUCGACAAGGACUUUGGGUACGGGUUCAACGCGGCGAACUUCGAGUACGGUGAUUUAUUUGAUGCCGGAGUUGUUGACUCCGCCCAAGUGACGCUGUCAGCUCUGGAGAAUUCAGCUUCCAUUGCCGGAUUGGUCUUGACGACGGAGGCGCUGAUCCAUGAAAUUCCCCAAGAUUUAAGUGAGGACGAGAAGCUCGCGGCCAUGGACGUGGCGGCGGGCAUGGGCGGCAUGGACUACAUGUAGAUUCUUCCUUCCUGUCCUGGCGGGGUAAGGCUGUCUAUUCUUAGCUCCUUGUUCGCGCGUCGCGUCGACGGCGUCGCCUUGUCGCAGCGAUGGCGUCGAGGAGGCGUCGAGGAUGGCGUCGCGUCGCGCCGCGGUGC
This is a messenger RNA of Pelagomonas calceolata, 2383 nucleotides long. The record is from the annotation of a GenBank genome assembly. NCBI's taxonomy places the organism in Eukaryota, Pelagophyceae, Pelagomonadales, Pelagomonadaceae.